Molecule: messenger RNA, 3207 nt
Organism: Dichomitus squalens LYAD-421 SS1
Lineage: Eukaryota; Fungi; Basidiomycota; Agaricomycetes; Polyporales; Polyporaceae
Exons: 14
Coding region: 398-1954 (518 amino acids)
Biological process (GO): copper ion import; iron ion transport; intracellular iron ion homeostasis
Cellular component (GO): plasma membrane
Molecular function (GO): ferric-chelate reductase activity
Source: RefSeq, a predicted model, not a curated record
CGACAUGUCUGGUCACGCCGCGUCUUUGUCCACUAGCCCCUACCUGAUUGCCUCCAUCAUCUCGUCGGCUACCGGUACAGUGACUGCCACGUCGGCGUCGACAAGGAGCGCUGCGACGACAAAGGGAACCCAGAGCGUGAAACAUAAACCGGCUCACCCAGAGUACGUAUGGUAUGGUAUCCUCGCACUUCUUGCACUUGCGACCGCCUGCAAUGCCGGAUACUUAGCGUGGGCCGCCUUACGUCGGUAUCGAACUCGUCGUGCGUCAGACACCUCGACCGUUGUUUCCUCCCAGUCUCCGAGAAAGCCAUCAUACCGUCGUGUCCCGCAUGCAAUUAUUUCUGCGUCACGUAUCCUUGGUCUCAGACUGAGGAUCCCGUGCGUCGACAUGACAAUCAUGGAGAUUGUGUUCACCAUCCUGUACAUGGGCGGAUGCCUCGCGUUCACUUUUGCGCCGACGGACAACAUGAAGCCUGCCGUCAACCUGAUGCCAAAGUAUUGGGGUAAUGACGCGGGGAAGAUCGCUGCGAUCCAACUUCCGUUCGUUGUCGUGUUGGGCCUGAAGAACAACCCUAUUACUUGGCUGACCGGUGUGGGACACGAGAAGCUCAACAUAAUGCAUCGAGUGGUGUCGCGUUGCAUCCUCUUCUUCACUUGGUUGCAUUUGAUUGGAAUGUAUUACCGAUCUGUUGCUCUGAUGCUGAACGAGACAUGGAAAGUCCUGGGCCUCGUCGGGGCGGUCGCUCAGACCCUCACCACAAUAUUCGGCAUCAAGGCGAUCCGCCGAAGAUUUUAUGAGUUCUUCUUCAUUACUCACGUUAUCCUUAUUCUCGUCUUCAUUGUCUGCACUCACCUGCACGUCCGCGCGAAGGACUAUGCUGUAUACGUGUGGCCGUGUUACGUGCUCUGGGGCUUCGACCGCGCCGUCCGCCUCGGACGCUACCUCCUCUUCAACGUCGUCCUUCGCCCACAGAAGUUCACCGCGUCGGUCGAGGUCAUCGGCACCGACGCGCUGCGCGUCACGCUGAAGCGCAGGAUCCCGGGCGGGUGGACAGCCGGACAGCAUGUUUUCGUCGCGUUCCCCACGCUCGGCCUACAGUCGCACCCUUUCACGAUCAGCAAUGUGUACGAGAAGGACGCGGACGGGAAGGAGGCAGAGAUCACGCUUAUCGUGCGCACCAUGAACGGACAGACGAAGAAGCUCAUGGACCGCGCGCUGCCGACGGGCAGCUGCGAGCUUCCGGCGAUGAUCGACGGGCCGUAUGGACGUCCGGAAGACAUCCGGCCGUUCUCGACUUGCGUGUUCAUUGCGGGAGGGACCGGUGUCACUUACACGCUAUCGCGGAUGCAUCAGUUGUUCAAGGACAUCGGCGCAGGCGAUGCAUGUGCGCAGCGGGUCACCUUCGUUUGGACUAUCCGCACUGAGGAUGAGUACCAAUGGCUCGCGGCGGACCUCGAGAGAGUGGUCGCUGCAGCACCGCCCAACCUCUUCCUUACGGUUGACGUGCACGUCAGCGGCAGCAAGACCGCGCCGCCGAACCUCUCCCUACUCGAGCUCGAAAAGGGCGACGGCGAUGUGGGUAUCGACGUCGAAAAGCGCCAUUGGCACGACUCCUCCUAUGGGAAUACGGCGAGCUGCCCUACCUCCCCUCCGAAGUCCGAAGCGGACAAGUACGACUCGACAGCCACGACGCCCACAGUCUCCUCGCGGUCCGCGUCGAAGGAGGCACUCGCGUCGAGGGCUAUCAAUCGCAGGAGCGGCCGGCCGGACGUGUACACGCUCCUGGAGGAAGAAAUCACCACCGCACAGGGUGCCGUCGCAGUCGAUGUGUCUGGGCCGGACGGGCUGGUUGGCGCCGUCCGCUCUGCUCUCUGUGCGCCGUUUGCGGGCCCUGUGGCCGCGCUGAAGGGGACGCCGACGGUGAUGUUGUGCGUUGAGCAGUUCCGGAUGUGAUGAUAGUCUUCCUUGCCUAUCUUUUUGCAAGCAGCGUUGGGUGGUGUACCAGCAGGGGGAAAAACUCGGCAAUUUGACAGUUCGAGGAGAAUAACGUUUUUAAUGCUUGCGACGUUCUAGACGAGCUCUGGGCCCCUUUUUGUGGGGGUAUGGGGCAGCUAUUGGCUGUAGAAUUUGUAGAUCCCAUUGAAUAGACGCCAAAUGCGCUCCGAAUUAUAAUAGGGGACAAAGACCGUGACAGGACAAGGCAAAGUUUCCAGGGUAAGAAAGGUUCCAUAGCAAACAUCGACAGCAAACUGCGGGUCUAGAUCUAUGGACGUGAAUAACUUAUUGUCCAAGUGUAGGUGUGAAGGGCAAUGCUCCAAAUAUUAUGAUCUAAGAUACAAUGGGAGAAGACGACAGCGAGCGUGUGUGGAGAAGAACGAUGAUACAAGUCGUCAUAAACGUCAUGAAGGGGAAACCCGACUGGAGCGAAAGCAAAACAAGUGGAGACAGCACCGUCAGCUCAUGCCGACUGUGUCUGGGGCUUCGCCUGCGUGAGGUGGAGCUGGAUCUCCUGCUCCUCCUUCUGCUGCUCUUCGAGGAUGGCCGCCCACGAGUGGUCGACGCUGCGGUUGUCGUGCGCUUGCUGACGCUGGGUCUGCGUGAGGACACCAGCGGCGAUCAGGACGCCGAUGGUGAGGCCCUGGGCCCACAUACGGGCCUGCACGAUUUUUUGAGGGGUGCUUUGGUAGCGAUUGCGCAUCACGAUCGUGCCAGCAAUGGCCAUGCUCGCAGCCCAGCUCCCAAGAAUAAUCUUGUACUGGUUGCGCAUCGCCCAGUCCUUCAUCUUCUGGCCGUUGGUGAGGCUCUCCCAGCGGCUCUCCUCCUUGCGCUCGUUGUCGUCGAGCAUGGCCUUGGCGGCGCCCGUCCAGGUGGACUCGUCGUACUCGACGCCGCGGCGCUCGGUCUGGAUGGCGUAGCAGGGGGCGACGAUGAGGACGAUGCCGAGGGCCUUGAGCUGCGGGGGGAGCGCGCGGAAGGCGGGCCAGCGGCGGUUGAGGUACCAGGUGGCGGGGAGGGUGACGGCGAGGCUGCCGAGGGUGCCCUCGAUGGCGCCGCGGACGGUGGCGGCGUGGUGGCCGGCGAGCUCUUCCUCAGUUGCGAACUUCAUGAUGUGAGUGUUCUGGCAAGGGUAUUAAGAAAAGUCUGCUUGAGGCUAGCUCUAGUCGUCUAGUAGAGGAGGCUGCGGUGUGUAAAGGACUGGAGAGACC